Symbiodinium pilosum is the source of this 225-nucleotide messenger RNA. The record is from the annotation of a GenBank genome assembly. Lineage: Eukaryota; Dinophyceae; Suessiales; Symbiodiniaceae.
GUACAGCAUCAUGGAGAAGCGUUCGAAAUACACAAGAAGCAAUGCUCGGACAUGGUAAAUGAAGACUUCAACCGCGCGAGCCCUCGACGCCUCCAAAGUUGGGGAACCGAGCUCGCUGAUGUCAGUUCUCAAGUUCCAACGCUCGCACGGGAGCUGCGGCCAGCGGGCCUGAUUGAUCCUGACGAUCCGCAGCCUACCUACAGAGGAUUCAGAUUAUGGGGUUGA